CACAAUCAUAUCACCAUGGGCGACACUACAGCCCUCGGUUCAGCGACAGCUGAGCAGCUCAACAAUGCAGAAACAAGAAGACUUCUCGAUACUAUUGAUGGCCUUCGAGAUUUAAGCAUCGCCGGCAUCGACCUGCCCCAGAUCAUCGUGGUGGGCGAUCAAUGCUCAGGCAAGAGCUCCGUUCUCGAGGCGAUAUCUCGAGUUCAUUUCCCCGUCAGCGAUGGCAUCUGCACUCGGUUUCCUACAGAGCUGGUGCUUCGAAGGGCGCCUAUAGACAGCACUGACUUGAGAAUUCGAUAUGCGACUGAUGUCGAUGCUGCUAAUCAACCGCGCAUGCCGUUUCAUGAGAGCGGAUUCCAAAGACCGGAACUGCCCGACAUCGUCAGCAGAGCAAAGAAGCACAUGGGCGUUUCCGAUGGAAAGACAACCGGCUUCUCCAAACAUGUUUUGCGAGUGGAAAUUUCCGGGCCAGACAUUCCCUCGCUGACUCUUGUUGACCUGCCCGGAAUAUUCCAUUCCGGGUCAUCUUCACAGCCUCAAGAAUGGAAGCCAGUCGUUGACAAAAUGGUUGAGGACUACAUGAAACAGAAAAACAGCAUCAUUCUCAUGGUCGUAUCAGCAGACCUCUCCUUGUCCAAGCAUGCAAUCCUCGACAUGGCCCUCAAGCAUGACACUGCAAGGGAGCGCACGAUUGGAGUCAUCACGAAAGUCGAUCUGUGCCCAGGGUCAAAUCUAGAAGAUGAAUAUCUGCGUCUCGCGAGAGGGCAAGAGCCCAGUCACCAGCUUCGCCUAGGUUGGCAUGUCUUGCGCAACCGAGGACCCAAAGAAGCAGAGCUGGACUUUGAUCAGAGAGACGCCGAAGAGGAAAAAUUCCUCAAAACAGGAGCAUGGUCUGCAUUACCUCUCGGCAACCGAGGUGUGGAAAGUCUUCGAAAAAGUCUUGGAGCAGCCUUGCUUAAGCAGAUCAAGAGCAGUCUGCCCGAACUCAUCAGAGAUAUUGAUGGCAAUCUGCAGAAUCGCCAAAGACGCCUCGCAAAGCUGGGAACAACGAGGACCACUUCCGACGAGAUGCGUGAUUAUCUUCUUAGCACAUCAACGGCUUUUCACAAAUUGGCAGAGCAUGCAGUGGAGGGAAGAUAUAAUGAUCCAUUCUUCGCUACCCCCUCAGACCCAGAAGCAAGCAGCAAGGUCAAAUUGCGCAAGUUGAGAGCAUUGCUUCGAAACUUGAAUUAUGUAUUUGACGUUACAAUGAGGGAAAAGGGAGCCAAGUACAAGAUGAACUGGGACGAACCUCAGCCCAGAGAGAACCCGUUGGAAGGUUUAACUGACGAGGAAAUGCUGGCCGAUGCCUUGGACAAUAUGCCUAUCAGUUCCGAUUCAUACUUCAACCUAUACGACUUUCCAGAUCCAGUGGUAGAAGACAAAGGUACAGCCUUUACCAGGAUAGAGUCACUCGCAUCGGAUAGUCAAGGCGCGGAGUUCUCUGGGCUACCGAGCAACGAUUUCAUCAUGCAGCUUUUCCGAGAUCAGUCUGAGCCGUGGCAACGCAUAGCUCAAUGCCACAUAGACAAUGUUGUAGAGAGAACGAGACUGUUUAUUUAUCAGAUAUUCGAUUACAUCUUGGAAGACGACGAGAGAACAAGAGACGCAAUCUUGACCGAGUGUGUAGAUCCGUUCUUCGAUUCCAUGAACAAUACUCUCAAGGACAAACUCGACGAAAUUAUGCGUCCUUAUACAUCCGGACAUGGAAUCCCGCUUGAGAUAGAAUUCCGAGCGGGAGUAUGGAGGCGCAAACUUAGGCGCAUGAAAUCCAAUUCUGCUGAUCUCCUUGAUCAAAAUUCUGUUGCUUACAAUACAACGGAGUACCGGAUGCUAAAGCCUGAAGAUGUUUUAAAUGUCCUAAUUCAAACCGAUACCAACGCUUAUAGCCAUUUCGGUAUUGACAUUGCCGUUGACAUGAUGUUGACACAUUACCAGAUGAGCCGGCGAACAUUCACGGACAACGUCGUCCACCUAGUUGUCGAGAAUUGCCUGAUCUCGAAGCUCCCCGACAUCUUGAACGCAAGAAUCGUCACACAAAUGAGCGACGAGAUUGUGAAGAGACUGGCCGAAGAGUCGGACGAGGUCAAAAGAGAAAGGAGCCAACUGGCGGACGAGAUUGAGAAAUUGAAGACGGGUUUGCAAAGCUGCCAGCGUUCUCGGCCGAGAGACUUUUCAGAUUUACCAGAAGCACUUGUCGAGAUGGCACCCAAGACAGAUGCGCCAAAGACAGUUGCACCAAAGACAGAUUCUCCCAAGACCAAGACAGACGCUCCUGAGACAGAUGUUUCUAAGAGAAAGAUUCGAGUCAAGCUACCUCCUGUUUCUCUGCCAGAGAGAAAAAUAGCUGGUCUGAACAGCAAGUUCCUAGCGAGCUUUGAACCCGCAGCUGCAUCUACGUCUGCAACCAACAGUGGACAAUCGACGACCGCUGAGUCCAGCAAGCAAGGCCAGACUUCUGCGAUUCCCGCUCCCGCUCCUGUUCCUCUUCCGUUUGGUAUGAGAAUGGAGCCUGCGACGGCUGCUCCUAAGUCGUCCAUCUUUGGUUCUACUACGACGUCAACGCCAACAGCUAAUGCUACAGAACUCCCUUCUUUUGGUUCCAACAAAACAUCGACGGCAACGACGACAACUCCUGUGUUUGGCUCAGUUUCUGCGUUAAAGUCUCCCCUUUCGGCUUUUGGCUCUGUUGCUGCAGCACAGGGUUCUGCUGCUAAGCUGCCGGUUUUUGGUUCGACAACUGCUGCAGCGACGACUUCUACAGCAUCGCCUUUUGGUUCGACGGCGACUAGUACUUCGAGGCUGUCAGCCUUUGGUUCGACGGCAGGGACUACUUCAACAACAUCAGCCUUCGGCUCAACAGCAGCGACCACUUCUACGCCGUCAGCCUUUGGUUCAACUGUAGUAACCACUCCUACGCCAUCAGCCUUUGGCUCGAUUGCUGCGAACAAUUCUAAACCGUCAGCUUUUGGCUCAGCUGCAGCAACUACUUCUACUCCAUCAGCUUUUGGUUCGACGGCGGCUAGUAUUUCUACGCCAUCAAUCUUGGGCUCAAUGACAACUACAACCCCUGCUCAGAUAAGCUCUUUCUUUGGCCCAAAGCCUGCCAUUCCCUCUACAAAGUCAUCAGUCUUUGGUUCAACAACUACAGCCCUUCCCUUUAACUCGGCAACCACAACAGCUUCCAUUAUCACACCGUCGGCUUUUGGUUCCAACACAACACCUGCCGUUGCUGCGCCAGCAUUCGGUUCUUCUUCUACAUCAUCACCUUUUGGUUCAACGGCAACCCCUCCGAGUCGCGGCGGCUUAUUUGGGAAGCCUUAUUCCAUUUACGAUCCUCCCGGCACGAAUAUUCUCACAUAUCGGGCUUAUCUUGAGCAAGACCCCGAUUUCUAUCCAGGGGACUUGGUACUCUCCUACCCCAACAUUGCGUUUCAUGGUUGUUAUAAGAGCUGGUGUGUUGAUGAAUUGAGAUUGGUAGAUUACGCGCAGGGCAGACGGCCGCCGGUAAAACAUAGCGCGCCGUUUGGAAGUUCUGGGGCGGCGUCUCAACCUCAAAGCCCGGAGGAGACAUCCAGUGAAUCGACCUCUCCCCCUUCGAGACUGAAUACGCUGUUUGGGGGGACUCCACCGCCAGUUCCUCCAAGGGGGGAUGUUGCUUCUGGGGGUACAUCGAAUGUGGUACUUUGAGUUGUCUAUUUGAUGGCUGUGUAGGUAGUUUUGUUAUUUGUCGAAGAUUUUGCGACAUUGUCCAAUUCCCGCAGAAUGUAAGAGAAUACGAUUUGCUUGUUGUUAAAUUAUUAUAUGUUCAUUACAGCUACGGAUUAGCAGGCCUGGGUUGUUAGACAGUAUUUCCCGAGUUGUAUUCUGAUCAUACAGAGUAGACAGGGGAAGAAUAUAUGGUCUAUCG
Messenger RNA from Trichoderma harzianum CBS 226.95, 3949 nucleotides. RefSeq lists its product as hypothetical. The record is from RefSeq and is a predicted model, not a curated record. NCBI's taxonomy places the organism in Eukaryota, Fungi, Ascomycota, Sordariomycetes, Hypocreales, Hypocreaceae. Gene Ontology annotation, cellular component: microtubule; membrane; cytoplasm. Gene Ontology annotation, molecular function: microtubule binding; GTPase activity; GTP binding. Bases 16 to 3729 code for a protein of 1237 amino acids. The transcript is spliced from 3 exons.